Molecule: messenger RNA, 2046 nt
Organism: Labrus bergylta (ballan wrasse)
Lineage: Eukaryota; Metazoa; Chordata; Actinopteri; Labriformes; Labridae
Gene: banf1
Product: BAF nuclear assembly factor 1
Molecular function (GO): DNA binding
Source: RefSeq, a predicted model, not a curated record
AAGACGCAGGCGCAGUGCAUUGUAGUCGCCGGUGCAUGGAUAGAAACGAAACCUAAACUGAUUGUUAAGUGAACUACGGCGAUAUUCAGCCAAGACGCGACAUUGAGAGUUACAAGCUGUUGAUUUGAUACCUCCUACGCACAUCAGCCAUGUCGUCCACAUCCCAAAAGCAUAAAGACUUUGUGGCAGAGCCCAUGGGCGAGAAGCCUGUGAUGGCUCUGGCAGGCAUUGGAGAAGCUCUUGGCAAAAGACUGGAGAGUAAGGGCUUUGAUAAGGCGUACGUUGUCCUCGGGCAGUUCCUGGUGCUAAAGAAAGAUGAGGAGCUCUUCCGGGACUGGCUUAAAGACACAUGUGGAGCAAACAGCAAACAACAAGGUGACUGCUAUGGCUGUCUGAAAGAAUGGUGUGACGCCUUCUUAUAAAGCAUUAAGCUUUGUUUUUUUUUUUUUUUUUUUUUUUUUACUUCUGAAGUUAACACCGUACACAACCUCUUCACUGAUCUUGAUUCAAUUCUGCUGCACCAUGUUUGGACCGACACUGUACACACAAAGGAGGUUUUUAAAGUACACUGGCAACCAUUUGUGAAUUUCUGAAAUCCCCCCAGUUUUGGCUACAAUUAAUAUAGACCUUGAUGUAAUUUUAAUAAUUGUUAAAUCAAUGCGUUGCUGACAUCUUGACAUGUCAAAGCAGUAAGGCCACAGGUGUAGCUAACAUUAUUAUUGAUGGCUUGUUUCCAUCAGGGUUUACUCGUGCUGUAGCCUUUGUGACCGUUAGUACACCUGUGUUUGACAAGCUCACGUCUGCUGUCUACUAAGGAGCUUCAUCAUAUAUCACAUGUGCUGUCUGUCAGAAGCUGACUUUUAAACGUGUGGUUUAUGCAUUGUCUGUCACUUCCUGAGAUUUUACUGUUGAACCAUUACACAGCUAGUUUGUUCUGUAUUAAACCUUUUGUUUUAUUUUAAAUGUGAUGUAUCUGUACAAUCUUGACUAAUAUUCACACUCACAUUUAACUCUUGGCUCUCUUGCUUGUUUUUUAUUUUUAUUUUUUUAAAGCCAUUGGAAAGUUGAUGUAAGUUUUAUUUUUCUAACGAGCAUAUUUUAUCACAGUUUAGUAGCCAGCUCUGCUAGUGCACCAUCAUUUCAAUGAUGAGGUGUCUUGCAGUGGAUAUUACUUAUGUGUGACACAAAAAACUAAACCUUUAAACUAAUGUGACGCCAUCUAAGCGGGACGGUUUUUUUAUAUAACAAGUUUUAACGCUAAAGGAACGAGGCCCUCUGGUCUGCUAAAGCUUGUUCAACUUGAAGUUGGAAAUGUGUGUAAGUAAAGAUGCAAACAAUACAAACAAAGUGAAGGCUGUCAGUCUAUUGCUGAUGAGAGGGAUGCUGACUUUACUGAUGUCUCCCAGAUAAGCUAGACAUUACUGCUAAGUGUAUUUUUUUUAAAGCAUUUUGUUCACGCCUGACGUGCUGAGAGUAAAGCGUUCAGAUUGGUUUAACUUGUUGGAGGAGGAGAAACUAGCUUUGUUUUGAGUUUCAGAUUAAUGGCAGCCAUCUGAAUCAAACUUUACCCACUUUUGUUAUGAACACCGAAGAGAGAGAAUGUAUAUGACGCUUCAUAAGUGUGUGUGUGUUACUCUUCUAAUUAAAAUCCAAAUCCCAAAACUUCCAAAUGAUAAAUCCCUGACUUUUAAAUGGAUCUGGAAAGCUCCUCGUCAGGUGUUCAUAGCUGAGUUUGACGUGUGUCUUUUUAAACGUUAAAUGCCUUAAUGCAUGCUCGUGUCAUUUCAAUUUAGAGGAAUUAUAAAAUCAGCAGAAGUGCAUGUCCAGAUUGUGUCACGUACAUUUUUCAUCACCAGCUGUUUAAAGAUGUUAUUACUGUGUAGCAGCUUCUUGUUAAAACAAAUACUGACUGAUGUGUUUUUAUUUUACUGUGAAACCUCUCAGCUUUUAUAAAUACUGCUAAACAAUAUGAAGAAAAAGCAAGCAUCACAUUUGGACAUGCAUAUUUGUUUUUCACAUGUUCAAAUAAAAUCAAAUGACAAAGGA